This is a messenger RNA of Caenorhabditis elegans, 480 nucleotides long. It is a transcript of the gene Y49F6A.11, whose product is annotated as Protein of centriole 5. The coding region runs from base 1 to 480 and encodes 159 amino acids. The record is from RefSeq and is marked reviewed. NCBI's taxonomy places the organism in Eukaryota, Metazoa, Nematoda, Chromadorea, Rhabditida, Rhabditidae. The transcript has a single exon.
AUGACCCAUAGCAUUGCCGACUUUCCCAAUCAAUAUUUGGAGCAGCCCCCCGCCGAGCCAACCGAUGAGGACAACCCGGCACCUUGGCUGAAAAUGGUGGGUCAGGAGAAGGCCUCAUCUGAGGCAGUCACAGAGGAGGAGGUAAUCUUUGCGAAUAAGUGUGACUGCUCGAUUCCAGAAAACAUGAAGCUUGAGCACCUCUCCAAGCAGAUUGCCAUCUGGAAACGGCUUGAGAAGUUCGCCAGAGAGAAUCACCGCUUCCUGACUCUGAGCCUAUAUCGGGAAAAGCAGGCUCAACGGAGAUCACCAUUUGUCGGGCUGAUAGGAUUGAUGGAGAAGCAAGCGAAGGAAGCAGAGGAGAUGCAUGAGAUGGUGCAUCGGAAGUUGAUGAUUAGGAUGGAGCACAAGGAGUAUAUCAGGAAGAAACUCGAACUUGGGGCAGAGAAUGAAAAAGAGCCUGUUUCGCAUGGUCCAACAUAG